AUGAAAGAAGCACCACUUCUGAUGAUUCUCAUCACCUUCCAAGUGACGGCACUAUCUGCAACCUCUUCCGGGCUCCCCAUAUCGUUGCCAGGAUGUCCUAACAAGUGUGGCGACGUGUCAAUCCCCUACCCCUUUGGCAUCGGCAAAGGCUGCGCCGCAGCUAGCAUGAAUAGAUACUUCAUCGUCAACUGUAACAGCACCUUCCAACCCCCAAGACCAAUGGUUGGUGACCCUCCAGCGACAGCAGAGAUCAUUGACAUAUCCCUGGAGCACGCUGAGAUGCGUGUUUACGGACCCAUCAGCUACAACUGCUUCACGUCGAACACCACAGUGAUGGACAACAACACCGGUGGCUUUGACUUGGUAGAUACGCCGUUCAUCCCCUCAACCACCCGCAACCGCUUCACGGUCAUCGGCUGCAACACCAUGGGGAUCAUUGGUGGCUACACACACAGCAACCCUGACCUGUACGUGGCCGGCUGCUACUCCUACUGUCAGGGCAUCAACAGCACAUCCAAUGGUGCCCCAUGCACUGGGAAGGGCUGCUGCGAAACCACCAUCACCCCAAACCUCACUGACUAUGCAGCGCUCUUAAUCAUCAACCAAAGCAGUGUAUGGACAUUCAACCCAUGCUUCUACGCUAUGCUUGCAGAGGUUGGAUGGUACAGCUUCAGGCAGCAGGACCUUGUCGGGCGUCUUGGGUUCAUCAAGGAGAGAGCCAGGAGAGGUGUGCCACUUGUCGCUGACUGGGCCAUCAGAAAUGGCUCCUGCCCAAAGGAUGGAGCGAAGGCACCAUUUGGAUAUGCAUGUGUCAGUUCAAAUAGCUAUUGUGUGGAUGCAAUCAACGGCCCAGGGUACAUGUGCAACUGUUCUGAAGGAUACGAGGGCAAUCCUUAUCUCCCCAGAGGCUGUCAAGACAUAGAUGAGUGCAAGCUGCAUAAGCAAAACCCCAAUUAUGAAGAAUUAUAUCCAUGCAAAAAUGGGGUAUGCCGCAACAUACCAGGAGGCUAUGUGUGCAAAUGCGGGAUAGGAAAAAGAUCAGAUGGCAAAAAUUCUGGAUGUCGACCUGUGCUGACCCAAGCUGAACAGGUGGUGAUAGGCCUCAGUGUUUCUUCAGCUGUGGUGAUAGCACUGAUAUGCAUGUUGGCCAUGAGAUUUCAAAGAAGAAAGUACAGGAAGGAGAAGGAUGCGUAUUUUAGAAAAAAUGGAGGUUUGAAAUUAUAUGAUGAAAUGAGGUCAAGGCAAGUGGACACCAUUCAUAUACUUACAGAGAAAGAGGUAAAGAAAGCCACAGAAAACUACAGCAAUGAUCGAGUUAUUGGCUGUGGUGGUCAAGGAAUGGUUUAUAGAGGAACUUUAGAUCAUGACAAAGAAGUUGCCAUAAAGAAGUCCAAAGUAAUCAAUGACAACUGCAGAGAAGAAUUUGUAAAUGAGAUAAUAAUACUGUCGCAGAUCAACCAUAGGAACAUUGUGAGGUUACUCGGUUGCUGCUUGGAGGUAGAUGUGCCUAUGUUGGUAUAUGAGUUCAUAUCAAACGGCACCCUCUUUGAGUUCCUUCACAGCAGUGAUUGCAAAUCAGUAAUCCCAUUGGAUCUUCGACUGAAGAUUGCUACACAAUCAGCAGAGGCCCUUGCUUACAUUCAUUCAUCAACUUCUCGCACAAUUCUGCAUGGAGAUGUCAAAUCACUCAAUAUACUCUUGGAUGAUGAAUACAAUGCAAAAGUUGCAGAUUUUGGAGCUUCUGCGCUGAAGCCUAUAAAUAAAGAUGAUUUCAUCAUGUUCAUCCAAGGAACUCUUGGGUACCUUGACCCGGAGUCAUUUGUCAGUCACCAUCUUACUGACAAAAGUGAUGUCUACAGUUUUGGGGUUGUUCUUCUAGAGCUACUAACAAGGAAGAAGCCUAUAUACAUUGAUAAUCUUGAUGAACAGAAAGCUCUAUCUCAUACCUUCGUAUUGAUGUUUCAGCAGAAGAAGCUCCGUGAUAUAUUGGACGCUGAUAUAAUAGAAGAUGAGGUUAUGUUGGUGCUCGAGAAACUAGCUGAACUUGCCAUGCAUUGUUUGAACCCAAUAGGAGAUGAGAGACCAACAAUGAAAGAAGUAGCAGAGCGCUUACAGAUGUUGAGCAGAAUCCAGAUGCAGCAAGUUACCACACCAAAUCCUAUCAGGAUGCAUUACACUUAUGGAGAAUUGCCAAUGUCUAUACCGUCUGGCGGGAUGAAAUACCAGAGCAGCGACACAGCCAAAUUGGUCUUAGAUGUAGAUCGUCUAUGA
This is a messenger RNA of Lolium rigidum, 2271 nucleotides long. RefSeq names its product wall-associated receptor kinase 2-like. The transcript is spliced from 3 exons. Gene Ontology annotation, cellular component: plasma membrane. The coding region runs from base 1 to 2271 and encodes 756 amino acids. NCBI's taxonomy places the organism in Eukaryota, Viridiplantae, Streptophyta, Magnoliopsida, Poales, Poaceae. Gene Ontology annotation, biological process: protein phosphorylation; cell surface receptor signaling pathway. Gene Ontology annotation, molecular function: protein serine/threonine kinase activity; calcium ion binding; polysaccharide binding. The record is from RefSeq and is a predicted model, not a curated record.